Clarias gariepinus (North African catfish) is the source of this 1800-nucleotide messenger RNA. RefSeq names its product coiled-coil domain-containing protein 89. The transcript is spliced from 7 exons. Lineage: Eukaryota; Metazoa; Chordata; Actinopteri; Siluriformes; Clariidae. The record is from RefSeq and is a predicted model, not a curated record. The coding region runs from base 1 to 957 and encodes 318 amino acids.
AUGGCUUCUUCGCAAAGAGACCAGAAAGACGACAAACAGGAAAUGGAUGAUGCCCAACAAGCACUGGAAAACCUGAGGGGACUGUCACUGGAGGAGCGGACCGAGUUAGGGAUGCUACGCUCCAGGAUAGAUGAGCAGUCCAACUUGAUCUGUAUGUUAAAGCAGCGGGCCGAUGAGUUGCUGCAUCGCUGUCAGGCUCUAGAGCAGGCCAACACCGAGCUGAGGAACAUGCAAGUCAACAUGAAAAUGGACUUGCAGAAUGAACAGGAGAAAUCCGAACAUCUGGAACAGAGGUUCAUGGACCUUGCUGCCAAUCACAAAGAGAUGAUCAUUUUUAAAGAUGAAUACAAGGAAAAGAAUACUGAACUCAUGCUGGAGAACGAGAAACUUCGAGAGGAGAAUGAAAAGUUGUUCAGCCCAGAUCUGGAAUUGAAAAAGGAGACCAUUCACAAACUCUCCCAACAGCUGAGUGACCUCACUGAAGAACACAGACGCUCAGAAAAAGAUAACCAGGAGAAAGAGACUUCUUUGUUAGAGAAACUGCAAAAAUCUCAGAUAGAGCUAAAAAAUGCAGUUGACAUGCACACAGAAAUGGUUUUAAAACUCAGUCAAAUUCAGGAAAAAGUUACAAUGAAGGAAACAAGGUUUGAAGCCCUUAAAAAGGAGAAGGAUGAACUACUCGAACUGUCCACGCAAAGAGAAAAAGUUAUGCAGGAACAACAAGAGGAAAUUCAAGAGUUGAAAAAGAAGAUGGAGGAGGCAGAAAAUGCGAAAAAGGAAGCAGAAGAAAGGUUUGAAAAAGAAUCUGCUGCAGUGAAUACAGACCUGAGAGUACUGCAGCUUGAGGAUGCUGUCAAGAAAGCAGAACAGGAGUUUGAGGCAUAUAAGAAGUACAGCAGUGACUUGUUGUCACAGGAAAAGGAGUUAAAUGAGAAACUUCGCCACAUGGUUAGCUGAAGUCUCUAUCCAGCUACAUAUUUUUAAAAUAAUUAUUUUCUGUCUUAAAUUGUGUUUAUGUGCAUGUGUGUGACAGAGGGAGGGAGAGAACUAUGUCAUAUUGAUAAAUACUUAGGAAAAGGAACCUCUAGAGGGCAAUAACAUUGUUUCUUCAACAGUUUCAGUUGGGUCUAUAAGUAUUAGAACAAUGACAAUAUUUGCACCACCAAGGUUUUUCAAAUGCAGCAAUCAGGACUUUAGAUAUCUUAGACUUUCAGCUUUAAUAUAAGGAGUUUAACAAAAAAUAUUGGAUUAAAUAAGGCUUAGCAGUAAUUGGACAAACCAACAUAAUUAUAAAUGUGAGUUUUAUUUUUAAUACAAAUGGAUGCAAAGACUCUGCAGUUGAUAAAUGUCCCUCUCUUAAAUGUCUGUUUUGUGUUUUUAGCCUAAUGAUGAUCACAUGCAUUUAGACAUAAUGAUGACCCCCUUCACUUGCAAUUAGGCAUAAGGAUGACCUCCCUUACUUGCAUUUAGGCAUAAUGAUGACCUCCUACACUUGCAUAACCUCCUUUCACUUGCCUGUGAAAAUGAAGGGACUUUGUAAAAAUGGCUGUAAUUUUGGUGGUAAAUUCCUUAAAUUAAAGCUGAAAGUCUUCCAAAUACUUAUGGACUGACUGUAUGUGUUUAGAUAAUGGUUUAGGUAAGACUUAAUUUGUGUAAGCUACCAAAUAUAUGCUCAAAAUCAGCUUACUAUUUGACAGGAGAUAAUAUGAAAAAUCAUAUGAUGCAGGUCAAAUGACAAAACCUUCACACUGACUAGUUAGAAAAGGCUGACUUGGGCCUCCGAGUGGCGCAGUGGUAAAG